CGCACUUGACAAGCGUUUUAUUUUCAUUUUUCGAAAUUUAUCCUGACCCAAGCUAGAAACCUGAGAACGAGUUGCAGCACAAAUUAAAAGUGCAACGUACAAGUGUUUUAAGUAGAGAAAUACAGUGUUAGUGUUAUCAUUUGUGAUUAGCGUCGGAACGCUUGGUGUUUUGUAAUUAGUAUAGUACUUGUGGGGAAUACCAAGUAUCGAUGGCCGUUUGAACGUUUCCGUGGUGUAUUUGUUGAACUCCUGGAGCAGUGAGUCACCGAAGCAUAGUAUCGGGCGGUCGCCAUGGACACCGACGAUGGGGAAUCCUCAAGCAGCGGGCCGAUGUCUAGCUUAAAUAGCCUGUUUUCUUUCACGAGCCCUGCCGUCAAGAAACUCCUGGGAUGGAAACAGGGCGACGAGGAAGAGAAAUGGGCGGAGAAGGCCGUAGACAGCCUCGUCAAGAAGCUAAAGAAGAGGAAAGGAGCUAUAGAAGAAUUAGAGCGAGCACUUUCGUGCCCCGGGACUCCAUCUAAGUGCGUCACCAUACCACGCUCGCUCGAUGGCCGGUUACAGGUUUCCCACCGCAAAGGGCUGCCACACGUGAUUUACUGCCGCGUGUGGCGCUGGCCCGACCUACAGUCCCACCACGAGCUUAAGCCCCUCGAGAUCUGCCAGUACCCCUUCAGCGCCAAACAGAAGGAGGUCUGCAUCAACCCCUAUCACUAUAAACGGGUGGAGAGCCCCGUUCUCCCUCCAGUCUUAGUACCACGACACUCGGAAUUCCCACCUGGACAUUCUCACAUGCCCUUCCAAAGAACUGCGGAACCCGCAAUGCCCCACAAUGUGUCUUAUUCCGGAUCGGGCUUCCCGCCUUCGGCCAGUUCUGAACUCCCGGACACGCCUCCACCGGCGUAUUCCCCACCCUCGGAAGACAUGGAACCACCGGGCGAAGUCGCGCCCGUGUCUUACCAGGAACCGGUAUAUUGGGCUUCAGUAGCCUACUACGAACUGAACUGCAGAGUCGGCGAGGUGUUUCAUUGCAACUCUCAUGCGGUCGUCGUCGAUGGCUUCACGGAUCCGUCCAACAACAGCGACAGAUUCUGCCUAGGACAACUGAGCAACGUCAACAGAAACUCGACCAUUGAAAACACCAGACGCCACAUAGGAAAAGGCGUGCAUUUGUACUACGUGGGCGGGGAAGUGUACGCCGAAUGCCUGUCUGACGCCGCCAUAUUCGUGCAGAGCCGCAACUGCAACCACCACCACGGCUUCCACGCCUCCACCGUGUGUAAGAUACCGCCCGGCUGCUCCUUGAAGAUCUUCAACAAUCGCGAAUUCGCGCAGCUGCUGUCUCAGAGCGUCAAUCACGGCUUCGAAGCGGUCUACGAGCUCACCAAGAUGUGCACAAUCCGAAUGUCGUUCGUGAAGGGAUGGGGAGCGGAGUACCACCGCCAGGACGUGACGUCGACCCCGUGCUGGAUCGAGAUUCAUCUCCACGGCCCGCUGCAGUGGCUGGACAAAGUCCUGACCCAGAUGGGGUCGCCCCACAACGCCAUCUCCUCUGUGUCCUAGCUGUGUGCCCAAAUUCUGACCCCACCGUAUGUAUUUCUGUCGUAUUACUCGUGCGACCAUUUAGUGCACGCAAAUUGCCCUCGUAUUACUGCAUUUUAAACGCGAACAUUUUGUACAUUUGUACAUUAUUUAUACUUUUAUAAUGGUAUGGUUUAAUUUGCGCAAUAUUUUACACAUUAUUCCAUAUAGGUAUCCGUUGUUAUACCUAUUGCUAUCUAUUUUUUAAUGGCUUUCGUAACCUCGGUAUUUUACUUGAGAACAUUAUUGGUGGUUAAAAUUUAGUAGAGACAUAAACAUAGAAAUUGAAGUACAAAUUUCGCUAAAAUGUAUGUGAUAAAAUGUGCGAAAGCUAUCGCUAAUGUCAAACGCAGAUCUUAUUUAUAAGACACCAUACAUGGUAGCCUGUCAAGGUGCCAUUCAUUUAUUACAUAAAACGAUUUUUCCAGUUUUUCACCGUCACCACCUCGCGCCCCUAACUAAGAAGAAGUAAGAAUACGCCGACCCCCUCCACCUGUAUUACGUAAAAAUCUAAAGAAAACAAUGAAUACACAUUUGGUUUGAAAUAGCUUUAUAAAAAAAAUGGAACAUUUAUUUGUACCUACAAAGGUACCACAGGAGCCCGUCUAAGCUAACUCUGCACCAAAUUUGAUAUCAUAGUGUUGGAAGUAUUAUUUUACGACAACGUCAUAAUUUCAUAGACAUUUGAAAUUGUGGCAUCUUGAUCUUACGUAAGAACUAUGAAGACCCCCUCCCACCCCCUUGUAAGAAAAACAUCAGACAUGUUCGACCACCCUGCCCUCCUAAAUCGUCUUACGUAAUAAAUGAAAGGAGCCUAAAAUUUGUAUGGUUACCACCGCGAUAUUGAAAUAAAACCUAAUUAUGUAGUUCGAUUUUGAAUAUUGAAAUAUAGCUAUGUAUAUAGCGAGUUAUUUCUGGACCUUGAAGCGUUUUGACGAAACCUUAGUGACAACGUGUUUAGUUCUAUACAUAUAGUGCAUGUUAAGUAAUAAAAUCCAAUUUCAAGACAAUAGUGAUAUAAAACAGGAAUCAAAAAAUAGCAAGGAAGGUGACAUUAUGUAGUACCAUUAGUACGUUGCAGCAUAACACAAUUGAUACUGACUUGCCCAGAAGUAUUGAACACCCCGUCAUGUACGAGCCUGAAAUUAAAAAUAUUAUACAUAUUUAUGUAAACUAUUAAAAUGUAUUAAAACAUUACAAUUAAUUUCAUUACUUUAUAGAACUGUAUUCCGAAGUCAGCAUCAAUGGUAGUUGGUAGCGAAAAAUAAAAAACCGGCCAAGUGCGAGUCGGACUCGCACAGUAAGGGUUCCGUAGCAUUAUCUAUAAAAACGGUCACCCAUCCAAGUACUGACCCCGCCCGACAUUGCUUAACUUCGGUGAUUGGAUGAGAACCUCGAGAUUGGAAAGAAAUAUUUAUUUUAUUCUGUUUUUAGUAUUUGUUGUUAUAGCGGCAACAAAAAUACAUAAUCUGUAGAAAUUUCAACUGGCUAACUAUCACGGUUCAAGAGAUACAGCCUGGUGACAGACGGACGGACGGACUGCGGAGUCUCAGUAAUAGGGCCCCGUUUGACCCUUAAGGUGUGGAACUCUAAAAACGCGCCGAAAUAUCUAAUUGCCUGUCUGAUAUAUUUCUGUAGUUUGUGUUCCAAAGUAUCUUCCACAUUAAUUGUUUGAUAUACAUAUACUUAGUAUAUCUCUUUGUCAAGCUACUUGAGAAUGGUAGAAUUUUGACGCGUAUUUUCAUCCGCUUCUAUUGUUGCUUUUUGUAUGUGUUUACAUAACUAAAGGCAUAAAAAAUUCGCCAACAGAUUGCUAUAAGUAAAGGAAGAUGUGUGUUUUUUGUAUGACAAACACAUAAGCUCAAUUGAACACCAUUCGUUAGUUCGUAAAACAAAAUUAAACUUCAGUCUAGUAUUCCCGUCUUCCUUGACGGAAAUUUUCCAAAAUUAAAAAAAAUAUAUUCAAUCCUUCUGGCCAUGGCUGUAUAUUAGUGUGCAAUAUAAAAGCAGUUUAUUUACACUAGAGAAACUUGAGUAAAUAAUUCGUAAAAAUAGGUUAUUGCUGCAUAUUUAUGCUUUGUCGUGAGUGGCACUAUCACUAGAAUCUUAAGUAAGCAAACGAACGAUGUAGUCGGUCAAAAAUAAACAGUCUUAAUAAUGGCCUAUUGGUGCACUCUCCGAGGCAAAUCGCCUUAUAAAAAUAUUUAUUUUUUCAGAAUGAGAUGGUUGUAGAUGUAAAGCUUGGAUUGAAAAUAAUGGGCAAGAUACUAAAUAGAAAUAAUUGUAUAUUUUCCAUUGGGUUCUCCAGUUUUAUAAGAAUUUCCGCUAGGAAGUACAAAAGUAGGUCAUGUCAUGAUUAUUAUUCUUUUUUACUUCUAAUAUUAUUUAAAUAAAGUUAUUUGUUUAUUUUGAAUGCAGAUGAAUAUUUAAAAAAGGUCCCAACACAACAACUCGACCAUGAUUGAUAAAGUUAAAUAUUUAUUUAAUUUUCUCACUAACUGCUAUUAUAUUGCACACAGGUGUAUAUGGACGAAAGUUCACGACUUAAAGAAGUCAGUUUAUUUUUGAUCUUGCUGAUGUCGUGGGUAGAAAGAUGCUAUGGUUAUAGACACAACUAUACUGUUAUAGCUUCAAUAGGUUUACUAAAUAAGCUCAAAGUGUCCAAGCGGUAAGUCAUCUAAGUGUAAUUGUUAAAAUAAGUAUAAAGACAUAUAUUAAGAAAUAAUUAUACUCUUAAAUGUUUAUGACAAGAUAGAUAUUAUCAAUGUACAUAAUGCUCUAUAAUGGUAUUUUUAUUUUAUACAAGUCCAAAUUUAUUGUAUGAAAUCUUGCAUGCUUUGUCAAGGUAAAUCGGUGAUAUUAUCAAUAUAUGUACGGAUCGUAUGUUAUUUUAGGGCAUAUUUUUAUAAGAAUUAACGUACGUUUAUAGUUUAGUCAAAAAUUCAGCUUUAUAUUUAUGUAAUUUGUAUGUUUUGUGACUUUGCAAUAUUUAUACCAAGAGAAUUUAUUAUGAAGAAAUACCGCGUUUCAGAUCAGCUUUGUAUUUAUAGAGUAAAAAGUAUUGAGCGUUCAUUUUUUUCAUUAUUCGAAAUACAAGUACUGAUUGUGACGGCUUUAACUAAAAGGUACCACAUUGUCGGUUGUCGAUAAGGUUGGUUGAAAAUAGCACAAUUAUCAGCUGUACAUAGGAAUAUACAAUCAAACAAGUCAAAUAACUGCUAUUCAUCCUGAGAAUUUAUUAUUAUCGUCAUAAUUAUAAUAUACGUGCAUGUAUAUGCAUUUAUAUAUAUGAAUAACAUUAAAUGUGUUAUUAAAACUUUGCAUGGAAAAUGCACAUGUAUGCUCAAUACUUUUGGGCAAAGGCUUUGACAUUAGGUAUAUCUUGGUUUUUGAUAAGAAUUUUGCUACAGGAUACUGAAGAUGUAGAAGUAACAUUAUAAUAAAAGUAACUAAAUGAUCGUGUUACUGAAAUCUUUGCAAUAUAUUGUAGAAAUUAUGUUAAAGUCACAGUUAAAAUAGUUAAAUAAGUGAUAUGUGUUCUAAAUGUUGUAAUAAUCUAAAACAUAGACUGUUAGUAAGACAUGCUUCUGCUGGUAGUAUCUAAUUUUGUUGCAGCUUAUGCCCACAACAGACUUGGCUUUUGUAUUUUUGCAAAUAUGGCGUUACUUUCGUUUGCAAUAAAAAAAGGAAAAAGAUAGAACACGAGUAUUUGGACAAAUACGGUCAUCUGUGUUACCGGAAUCCAAAAUCAAGUAGCUUAUUUUCUAGCAAUUAAAAAAGACAGUCAUGCAUACAAUUUAAAUUACCUACUCUGACAUGUGAUUAAUGCAGUUCGAUUUGGACGUGAAGUAACGGAUUUAAUACUAUUUAUUAAUAUGCGAGCCAAUAAAUAAUAUUAUUUAUCUCAAUUUUAAACAGCAACAAGAGGAUUCAUUAUUGUAAACACUGUAUUGUUUACUUAGAGCCUGAUAUAAUAUGUUAUUAUAAUACCUUGGUACCUGAAAGGAACCAAGGUAUUAUAAUAACAUAUUAUAUCAGGUCUACUACGGUAAAAUAAUCUGAAAUUCAAGGAAAACCGUGUUAAUUGUUUUAUUCAAUUAUCAGACAUUAAAAGUAUGUAAUUGUAUUAUAUUUUUGGACCGAGGUAUAUUUAUGUACAAAUAAAUAUAUGUAUGCUUUUAUCAACAUGUUUAGUCAUGAACUCAUGAAUCAGAAUGAUUCUUUGAUUAUUUUCUCUUUUUUGUAUCUAUAACUUCUGCCCUAGGUACGCAGACCUUGAUUGUAACGGGUUUGCGAAGAGAUACGGCUUAUUGACAGUCAACGGGAGACUGGAUCGUUUAUGCGUUAAAAAAAAAAUUCUAAAAAGUUUACUUAAGAAAUACGGCAGUAGUCGUCUGGGAAAUUAAGUAUGUAAAGUUAAAAGAUAUUUCUACAGUUAAUGUGCCUAAUAGUAUGUGCCUCAUAAUGUAUUACUACAUUUUAUAUUUUCUUGUUGCUGACUAAUGACAUAUUCUAUGAAUUUCUUAUCUUUUCUCCGGGAAAAAAUAUCUUGAGAUCGAGCCUAACUUGCGCCUAAUAAAGCAAAAAAAAAACAACGGGUUGCACUCCGGGAGUGCCGGCAGAAGUGAAAACUUGAAUAUUAACGUUGUGCAUUUUUGAUGUUUUGUAAUGGUUAGGGAAUAAUUUUGCAGGAAUUGCUUUAAUUAUCAGCAUAAAAGUACUAUCAUUUAUGUAUAAUACAAUAUUCAUUUAGUGCGCUAUCGUACACAAACAUGACAAUUUAUAUUACAUUAAAAAUUGAACACUUCAGAACUAUUACAAUUAUUGUUUAUCCCUCAAAAAAAUCAACUUCAAUCCAUAAUUUCAAUGACUCUUACACCAUCAUCAUUACUAGAAUCAUCAUGGAGUUUUUCGAUCAGAAUCCCUAGUGUAAAUUUACACUAGGGGUACAGGUCACGUGUCCGUCUUACGAAUUUUCAAUCUGACGAGUUUAACAUUUAUCCCCCAUCGUAAAAAGUGCACAGCGCCGCUAAAGAAGUUCUCGCUUAAAAAAAAAUACUUAUAUGAAAAAAGUACAAAGAGGGGAAGUACAAUUAUGUGGGUAUCUUGUAAGAGACUGCGAAAACGUAAAAGAAACGUUUAUUCUCCCACAUAUUUCCAGCUUAAUUAUUUUAUCACGAAGUUUUCCCUUUCAAUGGAAAACUACAGACUAAUAACUAAUACUAAAUUACGUAUAUUUCUGAAACACCACUAAACUAUAAUAAAAAGUUAUUUACCCUAUUUACUCUUCUUAUAUUCUAAAACUAAAUAGUUUCAGCCGUGCCUUGGUCAUGUGUUAAGCAAGAUUGUUAAUGAAAAAUGAUUUUUAAUUUUUGAAUAUUACCUAGACCUACAGACAAGCAAUCAAAUAAAACCUACACUUAUUUAGUUACUAAUAAGUUUCAAUACAGUAAAAUAAUCAAACGUGGUUUAAGGGCGUAGCGUACUUUGGUGGCCAAACUUCACUCGAAAUUAAUGAGUUUCGACUGCCCGAGUAACCCUAUUGCUGUCGUUUUCUAAAAUAUCUUAUAUAAGUCAUCUGCUGGUUUGAUUGAAUUAUGCAACCGAAAGUACUAUGGUUCAGUGUAUGACACCAAAUCGGGACGUUCUAUGUCAAAAAUAAAGAUAAAAUUGAUCUCAAAGUAUAUUAAGAGCUAUAGUUCCUGAAGACGUCCCAUCGCCUUGAUAGUGCAAUUGUUAUGAAACUAAUGAAUAUUGAUUAGAUAGGUGAUGUGAAAACAAAUUUGAUGAGUGUGUAUUAAAGUUUUGUGACUAUCCACAGCUUCUUAUACAAUGCAGUGUGUAAACUAUACGUAAAGUUAGGGAACAAAUCAAAUUAUUUAUUAAUAUUUUGAUUUGUGUUUUUUAAGUAGUCACACUACUAUAUAUAAAUUACAACCUGAAAUAGAUCCGCCACUGGAGGGCUUGGUCACUUUUUUUAGUAUACGACAUCUAUUUCAGUUGGUUAUAUUGGCGGAAAGGAGUAAAUUAUCUUUAGGGCAAACUUGCGGCCUAGCUAUGCCAACGGGAAACCAAGUAAUGAUCGGAACUCGAACAAUCAUAAGAAUUCUAAACAAUGGCAUAUUAUAGUAAGUUAAUGCCAGUAUAUAAAAUUAGCCUCCAGUUAACAUAAAAAAAAAACAAUGUUUUUAUUGUCAAACCAGAUAUUUAAAAAAACAUAUGUAGCGAUCAAAAAUCGUAGUUUUUUUUUAUAUUAUAAAACUUCACACAGUGUAUUGAAUAUUGUAACAUUGAACAUAAUAAAUAAAAAGGCCCGAAAUUCAAAUUUUCUAUGGAGUCCACACUUCGCGCCUACAUUUUGAAAAAUUGCCACCUUUUUCAACUGACAAGGUCGUUGUGCCAGAGUAUAUAUUUUAUUGGCCAGUAAAAAAUUUUGGUGGUCUCUUAAAAACAUUUUUACAGACAGCGUGGCCUGUUAUAAUGUGCCUUUAAAUAUAAAUUCCCGUCCUGCUCCUGAACUAGCGGGUUUGCAUUAAUAUGUAAACAGACAAGUUAAAUGUAAUUCUCAUAGCAACAAAUUUAGUUUUCUUAUUCGGUACCAUUACUGAAUAAACUAUAGUUUAUUUAAAAAUAAUUGUGAAUUUCUCGCCAGUAAAAUUUUGUAAAUAUAUAAAGUAAAUUAACAACGGAAGUAUUUUGUGUAGCUAUUUACAUUAGUGGUAAAAAAUAACCGAUGUAAGGUAACGACUAGAGUUGUGCCGUUUGUAUGGGGAACGUUCUCGCUCGAGAAUAUUUCCCAUAGUAAACGGAGAACAUUCUUAAGAACGGCACAACUCUAGUAGCGACCUCAUAUAUAUUUAGCUGUUUUGAAGGCGUAUUCUGAUUGCAAUAACAGGUUAUGAAUUUGAUCCGGAUUUGUUAUCGAUACAAGAUGUCAGUGUCAAAAGUGACGUUUCUCGUUAAAGGAACGUUAUUACAAUCAGACUACGCGUCCAGAGAGCGUUACCAACUUGCCAAUCGUUAGCGCUCCGUAGCGAACGAAACGCAACUGCUACUGUCACACUAAUAUGGAAGAGUGAUAGAGAGAGACGACUACGAAACGCUACGGAGCACGUUGGCUAAGCACCCAGGUUCUCAAUUCUCAACUCUGUUGUAAUUUGAUACAGAAGUCGAGCAUUAAGAGAGUAACGAAAGCAAAUCGUUAAUGUCGAGUACUCGCCUAACUUAAACGUUUUCCAAAUACCUUGACAUCCACUGUUGACAAGCGUAGGUCUUAUCGCAAAAUUAUAUAAAUUCAGAGUAAGAACUGAAGAUAUUGUUAAAUGCCACGGCCGAUGGGGUUUACUGUGUUAUGUGCUAAUGGGUUUUCUUUUUGUUAGGUAACUGUAUCAAUGUUACAUAACUAUUAGUUAUGAAAAAAUGUGUUAUUUUUUUUUUGUUAUAACCCUCUUUUUUUAGAGUGCCUUAGAACAAAUUAUGCCUUAUGUUUUUACUGUACGGUUAAAUAUUACAGUGUUGAUUGACCCAUAACAUAAAUAGUGCCUAUGCAAUAGUCGACGAGUGCAUGCCUUACAUUUUUGAUGUAUAUUAUAGUAAAUAAAAUAUAUUUUCUGCAUUUGGACAAGUUCAAUAUAUUGUGCAGAGAUACUUGGUCCUUUCAUAAGUUAGCUUUUAAUAUAAUAAAAUGGAAAUUCUAAUCUGUAGUAGAAAUUUAACGUGGAUUUUUGUUUUUAUUCUGUAUUUUUAGUAGAGUUAUAAAAUUUUGUACAUAACGUUUAUAAAUAGGUAAUGGUGUGGUUAUUGUACUUGUAUGUGUCUUGGUCGUUGUUUUGUUAUAAGAUUGUUUUUGGUUAGGUACGCGUUGGCAUUUGGACUUGACUGUUUUUGCUGGUCUGGAACUUUAAAGUUUAGUAAUUCUUAGACAAAAAACGUUUUAAAAUGAUAAUAUUUUUUUUGAAACAUCUUUCAAUUAAAUUAACAGAUGUUUAUCAUAUGUUACUACUGGGAAUGUAUUUAUCAGAGCGCGUCGUUUAAACCACGCUGAUUUUCAGUGUACCCUUAAUCCUUACAUGUCAAAAUUAAUGUUAAUUUCACCUGUCGAGAGUCAAAUUGCGCGACGCGUACGCUUGAGAAUUAUGGCCUCAUGUAAACUCAUUUGCUGAUUAUUGAUUAUAAACGAUUAGGCAAAAUAAAACAGUAUCUGCUUAGUCCUUUACGUUACAGUAGGUGGGUUUAUUGGGUAGAUAUCUGCUCAGUUUAUUUAAAAGAUUUUACUUAUACAUAUAUGUAAUCUUUCAUCAAAGUAGCCAAAUAGUUCGGUACACCAUAUAUUUAGUAUGGUGUACCGAACUAUUUGGCCACUUUGACUGCUACGAAGUAUUUGACGCUGACUGUACAAUAUGACCCUAAUACGCCAAGUCCAAGUGUAUAAAUUGUGUCAGUAAUCGUGAGCAAGGAUUGUGGAUGCCUAAAAUAGCAUAAAACAUUUUAAGAGUUAUGGAGCAUUUUUCAUGUUUUGUUGCAUUACCUAAAUCUUUUUAUGCAUGAUAUUGAUAAAUAUGUAAAAGUGUAAUUUUGGCUUUAUUGGUUGUUUACUUUUUAAACAAUUUUAGAAAAAAUAUUUUUUGACAAGUGUAAGGGACUGGGAGCCUAUAAAAUUAUGUUGUACAAAAAUUUAUGACUACUUGAAUUAAGUUCUCGCUAAAUAAGUUAGUUUAAGUGCAAAGAUGCCAUCUGUAAUUUUUAUUCAUCUCCGUUAGGGAAUAAAGUUUCUUUUAUUA
Cydia pomonella (codling moth) is the source of this 10358-nucleotide messenger RNA. RefSeq names its product protein mothers against dpp (gene Mad). Lineage: Eukaryota; Metazoa; Arthropoda; Insecta; Lepidoptera; Tortricidae. The transcript has 3 exons. Gene Ontology annotation, molecular function: RNA polymerase II cis-regulatory region sequence-specific DNA binding; DNA-binding transcription factor activity, RNA polymerase II-specific; I-SMAD binding. The record is from RefSeq and is a predicted model, not a curated record. Bases 292 to 1560 code for a protein of 422 amino acids. Gene Ontology annotation, cellular component: heteromeric SMAD protein complex. Gene Ontology annotation, biological process: anatomical structure morphogenesis; cell differentiation; regulation of transcription by RNA polymerase II.